AUGAGUGCAGAGGCUUCUCGACCGAGACAGAGUGAACCAGUUACUGAUAAAUAUGGUCUAAAGUCAAGCAUUGCAGCCGUACGGGAGAUUCUCCAGAAGAAUGCUGCUGCCAUCGCUGAAAGUGACGUCGUAGACGAGUUGAGCAAACAAAAACAGGCGAGCUAUCAAGAGAAACUGCACUUACAAGAAGAACUUCAAAAUCAACGAGCUCUUUUGAAAGAUCUAAGUUCCAAGACAGAACAUGCCAAAGCAGAAGCCCUGAGAGAAAAGAGCAUGCGGCUGAUUCUGGAAGAGGCAUACAGCAAGCUCGAGGAUCAUAGAAAGGAGAUCUUGAGUCAGCUGGACACUACCAAAUCAUCACAAGCCGGAAUGGAAGAAAAGAUCGUUCGGCUACAUGAAGACUUGGACAAACAGAAUACAGAGUUUGAAAAAGAGCGGGCAAAGUGGGAGGAACUGAUGAAAGCAAUGCGAGAACAAGACGAAGCGUCCAAACGGGAGAUUGGCCGACUUGAUGCUCGUCUUGCGGCUUCACAGCAAGAGGUAAAGGAUACAGCAUCGACAAUUGAAGAUUUGCAGAAACAAGUGGAAUUUGCGGAGUCUCGUCACACAGAAACAGUUCAUGGGUAUAAGGACAUUAUCGACAAGCUCAACAGUCGGAUCGAAAAGGGACGAUUCGAAACUAUUGAGGACUUGCAGAAACGACUCGAGGAAGCAGAAUCCAAUUACGAGACUACAGCAAAAGAGUUGCAAAGUACGAGAGAAGACUUGCUCUCCUUUCGUCAAUUUUCUGACAAACGGCAAGAGACGGUGCUCUCUCAGAAAGCUGGCGAAAAAGUGUAUGAAGAGCUGGAAUCAGCAGAGGCUUCCCUGAAAGAGGCUGAAAGGGAACUCGAGUCAAACAAGGAGACUGUGGCAACGUUGGAAAAGGAGGACAAUGAUGAUUACAAGAAAAAGGACAAGGAUGAUUCCGACAAGACUGGAGAAGAAAAGGACAAUGAUGUUUCGAAGAAAAAGGACAAGGAUGAUAAUUCUGACAAAAAGGACAAUGAUGAUUCUGACAAAAAGGACAAGGAUGAUAAUUCGGACAAAAAGGACAAUGAUGAUUCUGACCAGACUCCUGAAGAACGAGCAGCAGCAGCAAAGUCUCAACGCACAGUGGAACUUGCAAAGGCCAAAUUGAAUGUCAAAAAGUGCACUUUGAAACUCCGACAAACAUUGAAAAAACUGGAUGGUCUUUACAAGCGUCGAUUGGAGCUUGUCAAAUCCGAAGUGAGUGGAACCAAGGAAGACUUGAACACUGUCAUGGCCCGAUUGCGUUCGGUCGGCGCCGAUGCCACCAAGGCGCAAUCCGAUUAUGCAAAUUUCCAAUCUAGAAAAGCGCAAAUGUUGCAAGACAAGGAUGCUUCCAACAAGAAGCGAGCUGCAGCCGAUGACAAAGGCGAGGAAAGUACAACCGCGGACAAGAGACAAAAACAGUCUUAG
Messenger RNA from Cylindrotheca closterium, 1482 nucleotides. The record is from the annotation of a GenBank genome assembly. Lineage: Eukaryota; Bacillariophyta; Bacillariophyceae; Bacillariales; Bacillariaceae.